CUCCCCUCCCUUCUGACCACCAUGUUCCUCUCCAGACUUGCGCCGCUCGUCAUCCUACCCUUUGCUGCUGCAGCGGCUGGUGUGCACAAGUUCAAGCUUCAUAAGCUUCCGCCUGUUUCCCAGGACUUCGCUUUCGAGUCCGCGCACCUCGCUGAGAAGUAUGGUGGCCAGGUGCCGAUGCUCGGUGCCGGUGGUGCCGGACGCAAUGUCCGCCUCUCACGUCCGACACCAGACGACGGUCUGUUUCGGACUCAGGAGGAGUUCACUAGUGGACAUACACUCCCACUGCAGAACUUUAUGAAUGCGCAGUAUUUCACUACGAUCGAGAUUGGAACGCCGCCCCAGAGCUUCAACGUCAUCCUUGACACUGGAUCGAGCAACCUCUGGGUACCCAGUACUCAAUGUACCUCCAUCGCUUGCUUCCUCCACAAGAAGUACGAUUCUGGUUCCUCGUCUACGUACAAGCCGAACGGCUCCGAAUUCUCUAUCCAGUAUGGCAGUGGAUCUAUGGAGGGCUUUGUCUCCCGGGAUGUCCUUACCAUGGGCGAUAUAACCAUCGGACAGCAGGACUUCGCCGAGGCUACGAAGGAGCCCGGUCUUGCCUUCGCCUUUGGCAAGUUCGAUGGUAUCCUUGGUCUUGCGUACGAUACCAUUGCCGUCAACCACAUUACGCCCCCGCACUAUAAUAUGUUUGAGAAGGGUCUCAUCGAAAAGCCUGUUUUCGCAUUCCGCCUUGGGUCUACUGAGGAAGAUGCUGGAGAGGCGACUUUCGGUGGUAUUGACGAGAGUGCGUUUGAAGGAAAGCUCCAUCGCGUUCCUGUUCGCCGCAAAGCCUACUGGGAAGUCGAGCUCGAGAAGGUGCGGCUCGGUGAUGACGAGCUCGAGCUCGAGGACACUGGCGCUGCCAUUGAUACCGGGACUUCGCUCAUUGCUCUUCCGACCGACAUGGCCGAGAUGAUCAACGCGCAGAUUGGCGCCAAGAGGGGCUGGAACGGCCAGUAUACUGUUGAAUGCAGCACCGUCCCCGACCUUCCCGCUCUCACUCUCUACUUCGACAGUAAACCGUACGUUCUCCAGGGUACCGAUUACAUCCUUGAGGUCCAAGGGACUUGCAUGUCCUCCUUCACUCCUCUCGAUAUGCCUAACGGUAUGAACCUCUGGAUCAUCGGCGACGUUUUCCUUCGCAAGUUCUACACCGUCUAUGAUUUCGGUGACGAUACUGUCGGUUUUGCUAAGGCCAAGUAGUCGUCCUUGUAUGGUUCCUAUAGUUCCAAUUAGUACUGCGUCCGUACUGCGUCCAUGUGGUGAUAGCUGUUUUGUGGAUGAUGCGGACAUUCGCGCAUAGUCAUCAGCGGUUUUAUCUCUGCUUUGUACCAACAUUACGUCAUCUCAAGAUUCACUGUCGCUCCGGAUAUCUUGCAAUUUGUCGUUUUAUUUCAUCAAUUCAGUGAUUUAAUUUGCA
Molecule: messenger RNA, 1462 nt
Organism: Phanerochaete carnosa HHB-10118-sp
Lineage: Eukaryota; Fungi; Basidiomycota; Agaricomycetes; Polyporales; Phanerochaetaceae
Exons: 6
Coding region: 22-1245 (407 amino acids)
Biological process (GO): proteolysis
Molecular function (GO): aspartic-type endopeptidase activity
Source: RefSeq, a predicted model, not a curated record